AUGACCUUACGAUUUAAACCAGCUACUAACGGAGCCUUGUGGACCCGGAUCCUCAGCUCCCGCUCCUGCAGGAUUCUCCCCGUCGGCCUCGACGCCGCGGGGAGGACCACGAUCCUCUGCAAGCUGAAGUUGGGCCACGUCAUGUGCACGAUUCCCGCCGCCGGGCUUCAACAUGAGACCGUCGAGUGCGAGGGCGUCCGCCUCACGCCGUGGGACGUGGGCGGCCAGGCGAGGCUGCGGCCUCCGUGGAGGCUCUUCCGCCGGAGCUCCAGCGCCGUCGUCUACGCGGUGGGCAGCAGCGCCGGCGAGAGGCUGCAGGAGGCCAGGGAGGAGCUGGAGGCCGUGGUGAGUGCUGAGGAGGCGCCUUCGGCUCCCCUGCGGGUGGUGGCCAACCAGCGGGACCUUCCCGGGGCGCUGUACGUGCAGCAGGUGCGCGAGGGCCUCGACCUGCGGCGGCACGGCCGGCCCUGGCACGUGCAGCCCACGUGCGCCGCCUCCCUGGCUGGCCAGGGAGGCGGCCAAGUGAGGCUGGCCAGGGGGGUGGCCAAGUGA
This is a messenger RNA of Penaeus monodon (black tiger shrimp), 552 nucleotides long. RefSeq names its product ADP-ribosylation factor-like. The transcript is spliced from 5 exons. Gene Ontology annotation, biological process: vesicle-mediated transport; intracellular protein transport. The coding region runs from base 1 to 552 and encodes 183 amino acids. The record is from RefSeq and is a predicted model, not a curated record. NCBI's taxonomy places the organism in Eukaryota, Metazoa, Arthropoda, Malacostraca, Decapoda, Penaeidae. Gene Ontology annotation, molecular function: GTPase activity; GTP binding. Gene Ontology annotation, cellular component: cytoplasm.